AUGGAUUCGAUGGGUUCUGUAUUCGGCUUUAUUUCUCAUGAAACAAUGACCAAAAUCAACAUCCUGCAGGGAUAUCUAGAUGGCGAGAAUGGGAAAAGCUACAAAACAAUCAAUUCCAUGAUAAAAUAUGAAUUGGAGAACGAGGUGGUGAACUUUAAAUACCUACCUUCCAAUCGCGUGCCCUCAGGCUGCCGAACACUUUUGCGCAUGCACAGAGCCCUUAAAUGGCUGGAAGUCUUUCUUUACAAAGUGGGCACCAGUCCCGGGCAGGACCAGACUUCAGAAAUGUGUGCCGAUGCCUACCACAAGACCUUGUCGCAUUACCACAGUUGGUUCAUUCGGCAGAUAGCUGAAGUGGCAUUUUUGGCUCUGCCUCCUUUGGACAAGAUGUACAAAUUAGUAUGUGUCCAGGACCACAAGGAAGCCAAAGUUGUCCUCUUGACCACAGUGGAUUCCAUAGUUAAAGUCUACAACAUCACGCAAGAGCUCUAUACAAUCAAUAACAUGUUGGACCUACCAUGA
Messenger RNA from Staurois parvus, 522 nucleotides. The record is from the annotation of a GenBank genome assembly. NCBI's taxonomy places the organism in Eukaryota, Metazoa, Chordata, Amphibia, Anura, Ranidae.